CCUUCUCCGCUAUGGCAGAAAGUGAAAAGAAAAAAAAAGUGAAGAUAGCUAAUGUCACUGUCAUUGUCAAUACCAGUUUCCAAUUAUUUUCAUGUCAGUUGGAAAAAAUCGUAAUAGAUAGUAAUUUUAAUAGGAUUAGAAUAUUAGAGAUUGCAAAUUUAUAAUACUUAAAAAAUGUCGGCCGUACGUCUAGGUGGAAGACUAAAGGAGUUGAGAAUUCAUUUGUGUCAGACAAGCUCGCAAUCCGCUGGAGUCAGGGAAUUCAUACAAAAAUCUUAUGUGAGCUUAAAAAAGGCUAAUCCUACCUUUCCAAUUUUAAUUCGUGAAUGCAACGGAAUUCAACCUCGCAUUUGGGCUAGAUAUGAAAAGGGUGAAGAGCGCAGCACUCCAUUAACAAAUAUGAAAGCUGAUGAUGUUCUCAAUGAAGUGCAGAAACUAGCCAAAUGAUUUGUUUUGUUUUAAUUUAAUUAUGUUAAUAAUAAAUAGUACCUAGAAAUAA
Messenger RNA from Papilio xuthus (Asian swallowtail), 499 nucleotides. It is a transcript of the gene ND-B8, whose product is annotated as NADH dehydrogenase (ubiquinone) B8 subunit. The transcript is spliced from 3 exons. The coding region runs from base 175 to 447 and encodes 90 amino acids. The record is from RefSeq and is a predicted model, not a curated record. NCBI's taxonomy places the organism in Eukaryota, Metazoa, Arthropoda, Insecta, Lepidoptera, Papilionidae. Gene Ontology annotation, cellular component: respiratory chain complex I.